Molecule: messenger RNA, 390 nt
Organism: Rhizophagus irregularis DAOM 181602=DAOM 197198
Lineage: Eukaryota; Fungi; Glomeromycota; Glomeromycetes; Glomerales; Glomeraceae
Source: RefSeq, a predicted model, not a curated record
AUGAGAUUCUUUAUCGUAUUACUUGCACUCGCAAUCUUGGCUUUCAGUACCUUCGUUGCUUCCACGCCAACUAAUCAUCAGGAAAGGGGAGAAAGCUCAAAUAGAGUACCAUCAGUUAGCGAUAAUCAGAAACGAGGAGAAGGGUCAACUAGAGUACCAUCUGUUGACGAUAAUCAGAAGAGAGAUGAAGAAGCAACUUCAAAUUGGAAAAGAGGCGAUCCAAUCGAUAGGGUUCAACCAGCUGUUAGCAGUAAUAAGAAAAGGUCUUUGUUGGAAAGACAGUCUAAUAAGUGCUCAUACGGAUAUCAUUGGUGUUAUGAUGCCUACGGCGGGUGUUGCCCGAAUUAUUCAGUAUGCAGCCAACCUAACACAUGCACUUCAAAAUGUUAA